This is a messenger RNA of Vigna radiata var. radiata (mung bean), 3307 nucleotides long. Its product is annotated as probable ubiquitin-like-specific protease 2A. Bases 199 to 3087 code for a protein of 962 amino acids. Gene Ontology annotation, molecular function: cysteine-type peptidase activity. NCBI's taxonomy places the organism in Eukaryota, Viridiplantae, Streptophyta, Magnoliopsida, Fabales, Fabaceae. Gene Ontology annotation, biological process: proteolysis. The record is from RefSeq and is a predicted model, not a curated record. The transcript is spliced from 17 exons.
UGAGAGAUGAGAGUGAAGAAUAGAGAGACAGAAAGGAAUGAAUAGUUGAAAUUGAAAGAAAAAGGGAAUGGAAAGACAAAAGUUGCUUCACCAAAAGCAUGAAUCACAGUAUAAAUAAUGCAAAACAUUUAUAAUUUUUCUUCGUAGCGAUUUUCUCCCUCUCUCCAACUCGCUCUUGCUCACUCGCUCACUCGCUCCAUGACUCGGCGCCCACGAUCAUCUUCAUCUUCUUUCUCAACCAAGAAAUUCGACGUGUUCGAAUUCAAUGAAGAAGACCACAGCAUCGAGAAGGUCUCUAAGAGGAUUCUCCGCAAGUUCCAAAACCCUAGCAAGUCUCGCUCUUCCUCCAUCACCAAAUAUGAUUUCCUCCAAGCCUUUGCGAGCGGUUCAAAUUGCAGACCUGUAUCCAUUGACAUUACUGCCGAUCAUAUUGACCUCGAUGAUGAACAAGAAGAAGAAGUGACACGGUGCUCAGUGGAGAAACUUGCUGACCAACCGUUAGAGGUUGUUGAUGACGAUGAUGGCCGUGAACACGAUGAUGGUUAUGAUCGAGAAAAAAUUGAUACUCAGUCUUCGAUAGACACGCCGCUACCACUCUCUGCUGAUAAAGAGAUUUCCGGCUGCGGUGAUUUUGUUGAAAGCGAUUUUGACUGGAAAAACCAGUCACUUGGCGUGGCUUCAGAUGACGACGACGACGCUAGUCAAAUGAGUUCUUCUUCUACUUCGUCUUCAAAUCCACCUGAAGAUGAAGUUGACUUCAGAGACCAGCUAGUGGAGCAUGACGAUUCGGCUGCAUUUGUAAUUAAUGUCGAAGAAAAGGUGGUUGAUGUCAUCCCUGAUUUUAUUCAAUUCGAGGAUUUGUAUUCCACUAGGUCCCAGUUAACAUUCUCAUGCAACUCCUUGAAACUUGAAGGCUCAACAAGUAAUGGAACUAGGGAAACUCUUAAAAUUGAGUGGCCGACUGAAGAUAUCAUAAAAAUUGAAUCAUGUUGGUUUGAAAAUAUUGAAACAGCCUUGAUCAACCUUCUUCUCAAAUCAAAAGAUUAUAGUGAAGCUGGAAAUACAAAUCAAAAUCCAGUUUAUGCAGAUUUUAAGCUGUUAAAGUUUGCAGUCUAUGAUUCCUUUUGGUACAAGGCAGAAGAAGCAAUCAAACUAUUGGACACAAGAUAUACAGAUAUAUGGAGUACACUUUUUGACAUUAAUGUUGAUAACAGUGGAAAUAUUUCUGCAUUGGGGCAGCACUACUUUUUCUCUCAGAACCGCUAUUUCCCCAAUUUUGAUGAGGCUUUUGAUGAAGUUAUUUAUCCAAAGGGGGAGCCUGAUGCUGUUUCUAUUAGUAAGAGAGAUGUUGAGCUUUUACAGCCGCAGACAUUCAUUAAUGAUACCAUCAUUGACUUUUAUAUCAAGUAUUUGAAAAAUAAACUCCCUACUGAUGAACAGGACCGGUUUCACUUUUUCAAUAGCUUCUUCUUUCGCAAGCUGGCUGAUUUAGACAAAGAUCCAGCAAGUGCUUGUGAUGGUAGAGCAGCAUUUCAGCGUGUACGCAAAUGGACAAGGAAAGUGAACCUUUUUGAAAAGGAUUAUAUCUUGAUUCCCAUAAACUAUAGUUUUCACUGGAGUUUGAUCGCCAUUUGUCAUCCCGGUGAAGUGACAUGCUACCAAGGCAAGAUCUUUCCUUUCAGUUAUUCAUCUAUUGUUAUUCGCACAAUUUUACUAUUGUAUUUAUUUGAUUGUAUUGUAGAUGAAGAAAUGAACGAAUCUUCCAAAAUACCUUGCAUCUUGCACAUGGAUUCCCUACAAGGAACCCAUAAAGGUCUGAAGAAUAUUUUUCAAAGUUACCUCUGUGAAGAAUGGAAAGAGAGGCACGGUAAUGUGGUGGAUGAUGUUUCUUCAAAAUUUCUUCAUAUGAGAUUCAUCUCACUUGAGCUGCCUCAGCAGGAUAAUUUAUACGACUGUGGCCUCUUUUUGCUCCAUUACGUGGAACGUUUUCUGGAAGAAGCUCCUGUAAACUUUAACCCUUUUAUGAUUACGAAGUUCUCUGACUUUUUGAGCAGUAAUUGGUUCCCUCCACCAGAGGCUUCUCUGAAACGAUCUCACAUACAGAACCUAAUUUAUGAUAUAUUUGAAAAUAAUUCUUUGCAAGCACGUCCUACCGAUUGCCUUGACAAAGGUCUUCCUUCUGAAGACCCUGCCAUUGUUGUCCAGACGAAAGUGGAAGAAGAUUCCCUUACGGGUUGCAGCUAUUCAGAUUUAUGGUGUGUAAAAAGUCCUUUAAAUUCCUCUACUGAACUAGAGACUGCUGAUAUUCAGUAUCCAACGGCUUCACCCGGAAGAGUUUCACCGUGUAUGGGAGGACCUGCAGUUGUUUCCAAGGACUGGCGAGUAAUUUCACGUUCUGAUUGUCUGCAGAUGUCGGCAUGUCACAAGAGGGGCUUCUUGUCACCAUUAAAAGAAAUUGAUGAAUGUAGUGAGGAAACUGCUGUAUCAGUAGAGAGGGAGAAAUCCCAAUUGGUAUAUGAUUUUCCAUCCACAUCAUAUGUCAGAAAAGAUCACGGAGCAUCAGAAUCAUCGGAGCAUGGACUUUCUGUAAAUUUUAUGAAAGCUGUUGAUGACCAUUCUCUGUCAAGAACAUGUGCUAGAUUAUCCUCGUUCCCAUUGAAUACAAGUACUCAUGAAAACCAGCUUCUUAAGAAAAUUGACGAGUCAAAAGUUGAAGACAAGACAGUAGUUGAUUAUCCAUCGACCUCUGGUGAGGAGCUUACGGACUAUGUUGUUCCGGAUUCUCCAGCGGCAAAUGAUGCUGACAAGAGGAGUCUUGAAGAGGAUACGAUAGUUAACAAGGAAAAGGCAGUGACAUUUGAAUCUGAUGAAGAUGCCAAAAGGCCAAAUCCUAUGAAUGCAUACGUUAUUCCGGAUUCUCCGGAGGCAGACGAUGGGCAUGAUGCUGAUAUGAUUAUUAUCGUUGACUCUCCUUCCUCAUUCCGUGAAUAUGAACCAGAUGCCAAAAGGCCAAAGCUUAUGAACCAAGAUGGUGCUCCAAGGCGCAUGCUCACCAGAAGAAUGCUAAAAGGAGCUUGUGUGUUAUAGCCAACAUUAAACAAUAUUAAAUAUUUGAAAUGACGUAAGAGAGAAAUAGAUUACAAGGAAUCAGCAAAAUACUUUCGCCUCACCCUUGCACUAUAAAAAUGAUUAACACCGAUUUUUUUGUCAUCAUUUUGGUGGGACUGAUUUAAUUUAGACAAAGAUACUCAAAGUUGGUCCUUUUGUAAAGUAUACUAAAUGUUUCAAGGGAUCUUAAAACAGUUCA